AUGUCGGCCUCCGAAGCGUCGACCUCAGACGCAGAGCGGGCGUCCCUCGACACGCCCUCCGCAACCACCACUGCCCACACGAACGGCAAAACCACCUCAGAUACCGACAAUUACACCGCCAACACCAACGGCGAAGAAGGGGAAGAAGAGGACACAUGGCAACCAAUUUCCAGUAUGACCGACGCUGCUGUACGCACAGAGCUGCAGCGUGUACGCGAGGAGCGCGACACCUUCGAAACACAGUACCGCUCCCUGCUCUCGAAACUCACCACGAUGCGCGCCACGCUCGGCGACCGACUACGGCAGGACGCGGAAGAGCUCGAUCGACGCGAAACCCAGAUCGAAUCCCUCACCCUGCAGGUCAGCACGCUCGAAUCGACUGUGUCUACUCUGCGGGACGAGCUGGUGGCGUCGCAUGCGGAGACGGAUCGGCUGGGGGCGGAGGCAGAUACGCUGCGUAAGCGCUUAUCCGCGGCUGCUGCUGCUGCCGCUUCUGCGGAGAAGGAAGAGGCGGGAGGCGGAAGGAAGGAGCGCGAGCGGGAGCUGCACGAGUUGGUGGAGCGCGUGAAACUUGACGCGCACGGCUGGGAGGCGACGUGCUUAGAGGAGCGCGCGAAACGGCAGGAUGUCGAAGCGCAGCUCGUCGAUGCUCGCACCGAAGUCGAACGGGCACAGCAGUCCGAGGCGCACCAUCGAGCGCUGGCGGAAAGAGAGGCUGCAUCGGCAGCCAACCUGUCCGCGGUGCUGUCCGAGUUCCAGUCGUCUCAGGAGAGCGAGCUCCAGCGUGCCCUGGGUGACCAUCGUACGCAGCUCGACGCGCUCUCGUCCUCGCUCUCCGAGUAUCGAACGCGCGCAGAGCAGGCAGAGGCGCAACUUGCGCAGAACGCAGACCUGGCAUCGCAGGCCGAGACCUUCGCUGCUCAAGUCAAAGAGAAGAACCUGCUCAUCGGCAAGUUGCGCCACGAAGCCGUAAUCCUCAACGAGCACCUCACGGAAGCUCUACGCAGGUUGAGGAACGACCAGAGCGAUGCCAACGUGGACAAGCGGCUGGUGACGAAUCUGCUCAUCUCGUUCAUCACCACGCCCCGGGCUGAUGGGAAGCGGUACGAGAUGCUCAACCUUAUCGCCGGCGUGCUCGGCUGGAAGGAUGCAGAACGAGAGGCGGCGGGCUUGCAGAAGAGUGGUGCCGGUUCGUCCCGUCCCGGGUUGGGCGCGAGAGGAGGCUCGUCCAGCAGCAUGUCGACGCCGAGGCGUGUCUCGAAUGGCGGCGGAGCGGACGAGAGCUUCGGAAACCUGUUUGUCGAGUUCCUCCUGUCCGAGGCUGAGCGCGGCAAGGCAGCCGAGGGUGGGGUGGAUGGCGACGCUGCGACGACAACGGCGCCGAGUACGCCUGGGUUGCCGAGCCGGUUGUUUUCGCCGACCAGGACGUCGUUUGCUUCCGAGCCCAUAUCGCCGAGCAAGAGCGAUGCGGGGGUGGCGUCGAUGGUGGGCAGUCCCACAGCAGCGGGGGCGGGCGAGGGGUCAGCGGGUAAAGCUGCUAGCGGGGGCGGGUUGGGGUCGUAUUUCGGUCUUUCAAGAGGGAGCAAGAAAUAA
Messenger RNA from Sporisorium graminicola, 1593 nucleotides. RefSeq lists its product as uncharacterized. Gene Ontology annotation, cellular component: Golgi apparatus. The coding region runs from base 1 to 1593 and encodes 530 amino acids. NCBI's taxonomy places the organism in Eukaryota, Fungi, Basidiomycota, Ustilaginomycetes, Ustilaginales, Ustilaginaceae. Gene Ontology annotation, biological process: endoplasmic reticulum to Golgi vesicle-mediated transport; Golgi organization. Gene Ontology annotation, molecular function: small GTPase binding. The record is from RefSeq and is a predicted model, not a curated record. The transcript has a single exon.